This is a messenger RNA of Nezara viridula (southern green stink bug), 1148 nucleotides long. The record is from the annotation of a GenBank genome assembly. NCBI's taxonomy places the organism in Eukaryota, Metazoa, Arthropoda, Insecta, Hemiptera, Pentatomidae.
AUGCAAGAAUCCUGGUUAGAUUUGAACUUUCACAAGGAUCUGAAUGUUCAAAUUGAUUUUGACCGGGAAGUACGGACUCCACCCCGACCUUGUGGGCUAACAUAUAUACCGCCUGCUACCGAAGUUUCGUCAAUUGGUCUCUCAAUUCCUUACAGCAGCAUGAAAUUCCUGAUCGUACUCAGUGCCGUAGUGGCCUGCAGCUUGGCGAAGGCUAGCCUCGGCUACAGCGCCCUCGGAGGACUGGUGGCCGCCCCCGGGCUCCUCGCCGCCCCAGGCGUCAUCGCCCCAGGACUGGCCGCCCACAGCCUGGCCUACGGCGCUCCGCUCUCCUACGCCGCCCCCUUGUCUUACGCCGCUCCCCUCUCCUACGCUGCCGCCCCAGCCAUCGCUGCUGCUCCAGUCGUAGCCGCCCGUGCUGCCAUCGCUGCUCCAGUCGCCGUUGCUGCUCCAGCAAUCAAGACCCAAUACCACGCCCAGGACGAGCACGGUAACACCGCUUUCGGACACUCCGAACCCGGCCAAACCCACAGCUCCGUCCAGGACGCUCAUGGAAACCGCGUCGGAAGCUUCAGCUACUUGAACCCCACCGACGGACAGGUGCACAGGACCGACUACGUCGCCGACAGCUUGGGCUACAGGGUAGCCGCUAACGACCUCCCCUUGGGCCCUGCCGCCCCCAUCGCCGACACCCCCGAGGUAGCCAUCGCUAAGGCCGCCCACCUCGCCGCCCACGGACGUGCCCGCAGGAGCCUCCUCACCACCCCCGCCUCCACCGCCCCACUCGCCACCCCCCUCGUCUACGCCGCUCCCGCUGUCUACGCCUCUCAUGCUGCCUACGCCGCCCCCAUCCACGCCCCAAUCGCCGCUCCACUUGCCGCCCGUGCCAUCGCCUCACCAGUCCUCGCUUCUCCCUAUGCUGCUCACCUCGGCCUCCCAGCUACCCUCACCACCAUCGUCAACAACCCCGGACAUGCUGUCUCCUACAGGAUCGACUGAACGUAUAUAGGAUGAAGUGAGACCAGAGCUUACGAGACCAAAGUUGGGUUUCACCUUCUACCUAUAAUGUGUUAAUAGGUUCUAAAUAAAUUUGUUUAAUUUAUAAACUAACAGAAUGAUUUUCAUAUUCCCUCUUCCCUUAUCAGAAACAG